Molecule: messenger RNA, 947 nt
Organism: Schizophyllum commune H4-8
Lineage: Eukaryota; Fungi; Basidiomycota; Agaricomycetes; Agaricales; Schizophyllaceae
Product: methionine sulfoxide reductase A
Exons: 6
Coding region: 266-922 (218 amino acids)
Molecular function (GO): peptide-methionine (S)-S-oxide reductase activity
Source: RefSeq, a predicted model, not a curated record
CGCCCAAAGUCGACAUCAUGGCGUCGAUCUGCGUCCGGUGGUGUCUCAUCGUGAGGCGAUCUCACUUGAGGGAGUCGCACGAUCUCACUUUCUGGGCGGCGCUUUCGGGCUUGUCAGCAACCACGUCGGCUUGUCAGCUCUCCUUUCGCUACCGUCCAUAUAGGAUCGCGUAGGACAAUAGCCCGUCGCUGCUUAUAAACGCCAUCUCGCCUUCGAUUCGCGCGUCUAUUCAUUCAUCGACAGCUGCGCGCCCAACCCUCAGUUCAUGCUCGCCGCCCUCCGAUCGCUUCUCCCUGGCCUUCACACGUUCAACGCCGCGCAAUACAUGUCUACCUCUGCCCCCACCACGACCGAGCUCGCCACCUUCGCCGGCGGCUGCUUCUGGGGCGUCGAGCACAUCUUCCUCAAGCACUACCCGCCGUCCCAAAAUAAGGGCGUCGACCCGCCCGCGCAGAACAAGGGCGUCGACCCGCCCGCGCAGAACAAGGGCAUCAUCAAGACGUCCGUAGGCUACACGGGCGGAAGGGAGGACGCGGUGGAGCCGUCGUAUAAGGAGGUCUGCACGGGCGCGACGCAGCACGCGGAGGCGCUGCGCAUCGAGUUCGACCCGAGCGUGGUGCCGUACGCCGAGCUCGUUGAGUUCUUCUACCGCACGCACGACCCGACGACGGUCGACCGGCAGGGGGCGGAUACGGGGACGCAAUACCGCUCCGCCAUCUUCACGCACUCGCCCGAGCAGGAAGCGAUCGCGAAGCGCGUGACGGAGGAGGUGCAGGCGAAGCAUUUUACGCCCAAGGGCCAGAAGAUCGUCACGCAGAUCGUGCCGGCUGGCAAGUGGUGGGACGCGGAGGAGUACCACCAGCUGUACCUGUUCAAGAAUCCGAGCGGGUAUCAGUGUCCGACGCAUCGGUUGCAUUGGUAGGGUGGGGGUGGGGAGAGAGGGGGAG